UAGUGUAAUAUAAGCAAUUUAUAGCAGCUCUCAAUGAGGCAAAAGAGGUGGGGUGGGGAAGAAGAGCAUGAAAUCUAAGCGUAUAAAUCAAAUAAAUCUUUACAAAAUAUGAUCCAGCGAUGCAAUAAUUACUGUGUUUCAAACAGCUUUAAAAGGGGUACAAGAGAUCUCUGAUUUCUCAGCAGCUCGUUUGCCUCAAGUUGUUUUGCAGUAAGAGAAAGCUAAGGAUUUUAAAACCAAUCCAAAACAUCUGUCUCCUGAAGAUGAGUAGCGGUUAUUUUGGAGAGCCAAGCCUGGGAAAUGAUAGACGUGGAUCUUCAAGGAAAGGGAAGAAGAAUUCAGAUAAGCCUAAACAGCCACAGAGAGGGCUUGGUGUUGCUCAAUUGGAGAAGAUCAGAUUACAUGGUCAAAUGGGUAGUAAUUAUCAUCCUUCUUUUCACACUCCAUAUUUCAACCAGGAGGAUGUACGAGUACAAACUGCUUAUUCUUCUCUACCAUCACCAUCUUUUUCUUAUUCAUCUCUACCAUCACCAUCUUUUUCUUAUUCAUCAUCUUCAUCAUCCCCAACUUCUUAUGGUUGCCACCCCAGUAUCACGAUGGGGUUAGGCGAGUAUGAAAGACCAAACUUCAUAUAUGGUGAUUUACAGCCUACUUCCACGGCAAGCAGCUGGAAUGCUGGGGGUGGAAUCUUAGAGACCCAACAUUUUAUGCAACCCAGCGUGAAUACCCACCUUCUAAAUCCACAAGAUCCACAGCAAAAGAGGAACAAGAAACACACGAGCAGCUCAAGGGGCUCAAGCAGUCAGAAUUCUGAAUCAAGUGACACUCAAGAAGUAGAUUUGGAGCUCAGACUAUCGAUUUAGCCUAAAAAAUUAAUGGAUUCCAAUUAGAAGAUGAAGAUAAGCUGUUGUUUUGGCCAACAAAUUAUUAAUUUUGGUCAAGUUUAUGAGAGACGGAGCAAGUUAUAAAACAUGAAACAUGUUUUGAGUAUGUGAAAGAAUCUUACAUGAAAUGUUGAAAGGAAGAUUCACUUUCUGCAUAAGACAAUUAAAGUUUCUUCUUGUUAAUGAAUUGUCAAAGAAGUGAGAAAGUCAUAACUCUCCCGUUUAGAAACGAAAAACCUAGCAUCAUUCACUGAA
This is a messenger RNA of Mangifera indica (mango), 1139 nucleotides long. Its product is annotated as protein SPEAR3-like. NCBI's taxonomy places the organism in Eukaryota, Viridiplantae, Streptophyta, Magnoliopsida, Sapindales, Anacardiaceae. Gene Ontology annotation, molecular function: DNA-binding transcription factor activity. The record is from RefSeq and is a predicted model, not a curated record. The coding region runs from base 264 to 863 and encodes 199 amino acids. The transcript is spliced from 5 exons.